Messenger RNA from Rhopalosiphum maidis (corn leaf aphid), 1962 nucleotides. Its product is annotated as probable cytochrome P450 6a14. The record is from RefSeq and is a predicted model, not a curated record. Gene Ontology annotation, molecular function: heme binding; oxidoreductase activity, acting on paired donors, with incorporation or reduction of molecular oxygen; monooxygenase activity. Lineage: Eukaryota; Metazoa; Arthropoda; Insecta; Hemiptera; Aphididae. The coding region runs from base 135 to 1694 and encodes 519 amino acids. The transcript has 4 exons.
UGUAGCGAUAUACGGACAAAAGUGCGUGCACCAAAAAGUAUUCGCAUUCACGCACAAUUAAUGUCUUCGAAAACUCUGUCUAUUUUAAAACGAUAACAACAAAAAAUAAUCGACUUGUGCGUUUUCGUUACGAUAUGAUUACCUUUAUUUCGAGUUUGAUUCUCAGACUGUUCGGCUCCGUGUACGUAUUGUACGCGACGGUCUUUCUGUCGAUCGCCUAUUACUUUUCAACGUGCACUCACGAUAAAUGGCGCAAACUGAAUGUGCCCUACACGCCGCCCUUACCACUGUUUGGCAACUCGAUGAAAAUGAUUUUGACCUUGGAGCACCCGAUAGACUUUUUCGGCGGUAUUUACGACCGAUUCUCGGGAGAAAAGCUUUGCGGUUUCUACCAAAUGACCACGCCGUUCCUGAUGAUUCGCGAUCCGGAGCUGAUCGACAGUAUAAUGGUCAAAGACUUCUCAUACUUCACAGACCACGGUGUAGAGACUGAUCCAUCUAUCAACAUCUUGGCAAACAGUCUGUUCUUGUUGAACGGUGAUCGGUGGAGAACGAUGCGACGGAAGCUCAGUCCCGGGUUCACAUCGGGCAAACUGAAAGAUACGCAUGAACAAAUCAAGGGAUGCAUUGACCAACUUAUGAACGCCAUCGAGGACAAGUUGAAAACUCGGGACCACUUCGAACUACGAGAGAUAGUUGGUAAUUUCGCGACGGACGUCAUUGGCGCAUCGGCUUUCGGUUUGAAAUUGGACACGAUAAAAAACGGAAAUUCGGACUUCCGCAAGUUCGGCAAGAAAGUAUUCCAGGCAAACUUAAAACAACUCUUUAUCCAAGCUCUAGUGAUGCUCUGGCCAAAGCUGGUGCUUACUCUAAAACUGCAACAGUUUCCGGAAGAAGCAUCUGAAUUUUAUGUAUCUGUGUUCAGGGAAGUCCUCGAGUACAGGAGCCAGAACAACAUCAUCAGGAACGACGUCACGCAAACCCUGAUAAAAGCUAGGAAAGAUUUGGUGUUAGAUAACGACGGCGAUGACUCGACGUCUAAAAACAAAUGGACCGAAAUGGACAUAAUCGGGAACGCGAUAUUAAUGUUUGUCGCUGGUUCCGAAACAGUUUCUAUCUUGAUAUGCUUUUGCUUGUACGAGUUGGCGUUGAACAGAGACGUCCAAGAUAGACUGCGCGAAGAGAUCGUGACGACGAAAGCGAAACACGGUGGACAGCUGAACAGCGACUUUUUAACUGAUCUCCGUUACAUAAACAUGGUUAUAGAAGAAGUAUCGCGCAUAUAUUCCAUCACCUUAAUCAUACUCAGACAAGCAACAAAGAAUUAUAAAGUACCCGGUCAGUCGUUAGUCAUUGAAAAGGGACAAAAGAUCGUCAUACCAAUACGCGCCUUACAUCACGAUCCAAAAUACUACCCCAACCCCAACACUUUUGAUCCUGAAAGAUUUUCGGCGGAAGAAAAAUCUAAACGACCUAACGGUACUUUCAUACCGUUUGGCGACGGACCGAGAUUGUGCAUAGGUAAACGGUUGGCGGAAUUAGAAAUUAAAUUUGUUCUAACGGAAAUAUUGUUGAAAUAUAAAGUCUUACCGUGUGAAAAAACGGAAAUACCUAUCAACAUACGAGGUCCUGGAAAUCUCAUAAAUCCGAAAAACGGCAUUUGGUUAAACUUUAAACCGAUCGUUGUGACUUAGCAUUAGCAUAUAACAAUAAUAACAUGCAUAUUGAAAUGUCUGUUUUUUCCAAUAUUAUAUAAUAAUACUAUUAUUAAAAUUACAAAAUACGCUACUAUUCAAUAUAACAAACCCAUGUAUAAUUUUGCAUAUUAUUUGUUUUUUGAAUAAUUAAAUCAUAUAGCAGUAAAUAACAUAAUAUAAGUACCAACUAUUGGAUUAGAUGACGCAAAUCGAGUGUGACUCUAACACUACUUCUAUCGUAGAUUUAAAAUAAUUAUAUUUUUAU